Messenger RNA from Puccinia triticina, 291 nucleotides. RefSeq lists its product as uncharacterized. The record is from RefSeq and is a predicted model, not a curated record. Bases 1 to 291 code for a protein of 96 amino acids. The transcript is spliced from 2 exons. Lineage: Eukaryota; Fungi; Basidiomycota; Pucciniomycetes; Pucciniales; Pucciniaceae.
AUGUUAGGCCCACCUAACGUCGUGCUGGUGUGUGCAGCCAAAGAGCUCUCGGCAUCCGACUGGGACCUGCUUGGCUGGAUAAACAACAAGAUCUGGGCCCGCACGUCGGCCCCCGCCUCGGACUUCUUGGGCUCCAUCCGCAACGGCCACGCGCACGUCCGGCUCAUUGAGGCCCUCACUAUGGCCGACUCCGGCCUCUCCAUCAGGGACUUCCUUGGCGCCUCCCAUCUCACUCAGCUCGACCUCCAUCGCCCUGCUGGCCCGGACACGCCAGCAAGCAAGGCUUGUUGA